Molecule: messenger RNA, 1719 nt
Organism: Xylaria bambusicola
Lineage: Eukaryota; Fungi; Ascomycota; Sordariomycetes; Xylariales; Xylariaceae
Product: cytochrome P450
Exons: 4
Coding region: 1-1719 (572 amino acids)
Molecular function (GO): oxidoreductase activity, acting on paired donors, with incorporation or reduction of molecular oxygen; steroid hydroxylase activity; heme binding
Source: RefSeq, a predicted model, not a curated record
AUGCUUUCGUAUUUCUUUUCCCCGCACGGUGAAGUUCAUUUAGGGGUACUCGCGCUACUUCUGUUCGGCGCGCUCUGGCUGUGGCAUGCGAGAAAGUGUCAUCAUGAGCCUUUAGCGAACGACAAGCUCGCCCAUGCGAAAGGCACGCCACCUACGUUCCCUUACGUCUUCCCUUUCUUGGGGAGUCUUCCAAUCGCAUAUCUGUUCAACCCGAGAGCAUAUGUAUUGAAUCCGAAUAAUUUCUUCCAGAGCAAGCAACCUACGCGAGUCAAGAUACUUAACCAAGAGUUCUAUGUUGUCAGCGGAGUGGACAAUUUAAAGGCGCUUUUCAAGGGUUCUUCAGCAUGCACAUCUAUUCCCUUCGUUAAAUUUGCCCUUGGAUACGCAUUUGGCUUGCCAGCCCGGGCGCUGAAGCUUUUUGACAAGGAUGACUCAGGCGGCAACCCUGUGCCUCACCCUGAUAGUACCGUGGAGGUUCGUAAUCGGAUUGACUACCGCGUGCACGACUCUCUGACCCGAUUUCUGGAAGGAAAAGGGCUUCCAUCCUUUUGGAACAGGUUCGCAGCCAAGAUCACGCAGCGACUGCACGCUAUGCAUAGUCGCAUUCGGUCUGACUGGACUUAUCAACCCGACUUGAUGAAGGUAGUAGGGGACGAGGCUACCGUAGCGAUCCUCGACGCCCUCUGCGGCCCGUAUCUUUUGGCUUUGAAUCCGGAUUUUCUUGAGAGCUUUUGGAACUUCGAUCGCAAUUUGCAGACUUACCUCCAAGGUAUCCCCUGGUUUCUCGCUCCAAGGGCGUACGCGGAGCGUAAGAGAGCAUUGGACGCCGUGAAAACUUGGCAGCAGCACGCACGAGAUCACUUCACCGAAUCUUCCAUUGGUGCCGAUGGCGACGACCCGUUCUGGGGUUGCAGCUUCUUUAGGGAGCGGCAGAAAAUGUUUCUAGAAAUGGACGGCUUCGACUACGCGGCCAUCGCAUCUCAGGACUUCGGCGCAAUAUGGGCGUCGCGUAAUUCUGUUACUGCUACCUCUUGGGCUAUCUUCGAUAUAUAUCGAGACCCCGAGCUUUUGGCUAGUGUUAGAGCUGAGGUUGAUGCCUGUAGAGUCGAUGCUGGACGUGAAGAUGCACCACCCAUUAAGUUUGAUUUUGACCGUCUAUUUCGCUUACCGGUCCUUCAGGCGACCUACGCCGAGACGCUUCGGCUCCGAAUGCAUUUCUAUAUUAUCAGAAUGCCCGACAGAGUCGAUAUGCGAAUCAGAGAUUGGGUCAUACCCAGGAAGAAAGUUAUUGUGACAGCGACGACGGUUGCACACAUGGAUUCCGAAGUGUGGAAUACCGGCACGAACAACGAGCAUCCUGUCGACCAAUUUUGGGUCGGAAGAUUUCUCAGGCAUCCAACUAAAAGUGCCGAUGAUGGCCGUUCGAAAUUACAGGACCAUGCUCCAACAUUCUCGGCCAAGGAGGUUGAGGGGGGAUGGAUCCCUUAUGGAGGAGGGGUUCGCCAAUGUCCUGGUCGGCACUUCGCAAAGCGCCAGAUACUAUUGACAAUCGCGUUGAUGGUCAGCCUAUUCGAUUGCGAUAUUAUAGGAGAAGGUUUAAACGCGAAGGAAGACUUCUCGCUGAACGGUUUCGGAGGCGGCGUGUCGCACUCAGCUGGAAAAAUACCGGUAAGGAUACGGCGUCGCCCAGGCAAGACUAACCCGCGGCUGGAGGUUUGA